Epinephelus fuscoguttatus (brown-marbled grouper) is the source of this 2121-nucleotide messenger RNA. RefSeq names its product carcinoembryonic antigen-related cell adhesion molecule 5-like. The transcript is spliced from 7 exons. The record is from RefSeq and is a predicted model, not a curated record. The coding region runs from base 65 to 1528 and encodes 487 amino acids. NCBI's taxonomy places the organism in Eukaryota, Metazoa, Chordata, Actinopteri, Perciformes, Serranidae.
UGGACAGUCAAUCCUUUGAUGGUUCAACUUUCCUCAGCUGUUCACAUCUCACAACGAUCGAUCAAUGGAUAUUUUAACUUUACUUUGUAUUGUCUCUGCGGCUUUUACAGGUUUAACCAAAGGCGCUGGUGUGUUGCCUGAUGUUCUGAAUGCAGCUGUGGGACAGACGGUGAUGUUCACCACAACACUGACUCCACCAGAGAAACCAUUUCCAGUCGUGGGCUGGACAUUUGGUGAAAAAAACAUAAUCACUUUUAGUGGUUUGAAUAUAACUGCACCAGAGUAUGAAGGCAGGAUCACCCUCUUCAUGUCUACUGCGUCUCUUGAGCUCAGAAAUGUGGCUCUACAUGACAGCGGAGAAUAUAGCGUUGUCAUUUUUCCACUUGGAGAAGAAUUUAAGACAGGGAACACAAGGCUGAAUGUAUAUGAGCCAGUUUCCAGUGUAAUGGCAACAGCCAGCAGCACAGACUUGGUGGAGUUCAGCAGCUCUGUCCAUCUGUCCUGCUCUGCCUCUGGAUCCUCUCUGUCUUUCCUCUGGCUGAACGGCAGCUAUGAGGUUACAGCCAGUGACAGAGUUCAACUCACUGAUGGAGGCACCAUUCUCACUAUAUUAGACGUGACCCGCUACGACCAGGGACCGUUCAGGUGUCAUGUGUCCAAUCCUGUCAGUGAUGGCACCAGUGAUCCAAUAACCUUCUCCAUCAGCUACGGCCCACACAAUAUUACUUUGACAAUGUCUCCGUUAAAAGAAUACCAUGCAGAAGGGUCAAACAUCGACCUGAUGUGCUCCGCUGACUCCAAACCUGCUGCCCAAUUUAUAUGGCUUCUGAAUGGAGUCCUGCUGUCUGAUACUGGACCAGAGCUCAAACUGAUGAACAUUCAAAUGAGUCACAGUGGGAACUACAGCUGUCAGGCCUUUAACAGCAAAACUCUGAGAUAUGAAUCAUCUCCACCUGCCACCAUCUCUGUACUGAAGAGACUAUCAAGUGCUUCAGUUACAUCGUCAACAAACGUGCCGAUUGAAGGAAACUCAGUCAGCUUAACCUGUGACGCUGCUGGCUCUGUCUUUACCAGAAAGUGGAUGAAGGAUGGCUCAGAUCUGAUCCUGUCUGACAACAUAAUACUUUACGAUGAGAACAGAGUGCUGUCUUUUAAGAGCCUGACCAAAAAAGACAGUGGAGAAUAUUCCUGUACGGUCAGCAACCCCGUCAGCAGUGAUGAAGCUAAAUACUCCAUGGAGGUCAACUAUGGACCAGAAAAUGUUCAAAUCACAGGUCCAAGUCAGAUACAUCUGACAGAGACCUUGACUUUAACCUGCUCUGCUGAGUCCAGACCACUUGCCACUUACACCUGGAUGCUGAAUGGGAUAAAGAUACACAAUUCUGCUGUGUUCACCAAAGACAACAUUCAACAUUCUGACAGUGGCAUCUACACCUGCGAAGCGAUGGAUGACGUAACUGGAAGAAAAAUGUCUGCAGACCAUGAUCUGUCUGUAACAGGAGCUCCAUUAUUUAGAGGUCAGGUUUGACAAGAACAAAGGCAGUGGGACUGUCCAGCCUGGGCCACAGAAUGACACAUCAGAAUAUGUCAAACUCCAAGUGAACAACAGUCAUCCUAAAGCGUCCUCACCUCCUUCCUAUGACGACCAGUUGCAACAGAAGGGAACAGCUCCUCAGCCUCCUAAUGCCACACAAGUUGACUCAAGUUUGCAAGAAAGCAACCACACUGGAUCUGAAGGAUCCUUAUAGGGGACUAUUUUGGACUUGAGUUUAUUUCGUCAAAGCACUUAAUCAACAGCAGUUAAUAAUCAACCAGUCUGUGACAGUUAUUGCCGUGACUGAGGUCACACAGCACAAUGCUGGCCUAUUUGCUUUCAUUCACAUAUAACAGCUUUGUUUGUCUGUGCACAGUUAAUGCAAAGUGCACAUAACAUGUGAGUGGAAAUUUUCUCUUUAUGUGAUUCAGUUGUUUGCUUGAGCAUAAUGUUUGACACCGAUGUGGUGUCAUGAUUGACUCCUCGUGUGUACUGUGUGAUUCAAUUAUGGAUUUAUGUUUUGCAUCGUACAAAAUGAAAAAUAUUGGUUAUUUAAUUAUAUUUAAUUCACCUUUCACUGGUGUGUA